AAGAGGGGCGCAUGACGUACAUCCGCUAACAUGCAGCCGCCAUCUUUGAUUCGAUCGGCGCCGCGGGGCGCGGAAGGUCUUUACGCUGAGGUGUUUCCGGUUUCAACAUGGUCGCCUAAGCUGUUUAGUGAAACUUCUUCCACCUCUCUCCAUUCCCCUAGGUGUUAUUUUCUGAACCUGGAUGUGACGUAUUAAAGGAUCCGACGGAAAUAGAAUUGAAGGCAUUCUAAAAUGGCUAACCGUACAGUGAAAGAUGCGCACAGCAUCCACGGCACUAACCCUCAAUAUCUGGUGGAGAAGAUCAUUCGAACGCGAAUCUAUGAGUCCAAGUACUGGAAAGAGGAGUGCUUUGGGCUUACGGCUGAACUUGUAGUCGAUAAAGCCAUGGAGUUAAGGUUUGUGGGUGGCGUCUAUGGUGGCAACAUAAAACCAACACCCUUUCUGUGUUUAACCUUGAAGAUGCUUCAAAUUCAACCCGAGAAGGAUAUCAUUGUAGAGUUUAUCAAAAAUGAAGAUUUCAAGUAUGUUCGCAUGCUGGGGGCACUUUACAUGAGGCUGACAGGCACUGCAAUUGAUUGCUAUAAGUACUUGGAGCCUCUGUACAAUGACUAUCGAAAAAUCAAGAGCCAGAACCGAAAUGGGGAGUUUGAAUUGAUGCAUGUUGAUGAGUUUAUUGAUGAACUAUUGCACAGUGAGAGAGUCUGUGAUAUCAUUCUGCCCCGGCUACAGAAACGCUAUGUAUUAGAGGAAGCUGAGCAACUGGAGCCUCGAGUCAGCGCUCUGGAAGAGGACAUGGAUGAUGUGGAGUCCAGUGAAGAGGAAGAAGAGGAGGAUGAGAAGUUGGAAAGAGUGCCAUCACCUGAUCACCGCCGGAGAAGCUACCGAGACUUGGAUAAGCCCCGUCGCUCUCCCACACUGCGCUACAGGAGGAGUAGAAGCCGGUCUCCCAGAAGGCGGAGUCGAUCUCCCAAAAGGAGAAGCCCCUCCCCCCGCCGAGAAAGGCAUCGGAGCAAGAGUCCAAGACGUCACCGCAGCAGGUCCCGAGAUCGGCGGCACAGAUCCCGUUCCAAGUCCCCAGGUCAUCACCGUAGUCACAGACACAGGAGCCACUCAAAGUCUCCCGAAAGGUCUAAGAAGAGCCACAAGAAGAGCCGGAGAGGGAAUGAGUAAUGGACUGUUUGGUUUUAGUCCACAUGGCCUCCUGUGGAUAUGAGGGUAUCUGUCUAUGUGAAAGGAUUAAGACCUCCCCCAGGCAGCUAUAAGAAUAUUUUAGUUUUUUUCUUAUCAAAUUUCUCAACCUUUAUUUUUAAUGAAGGAGGUGCUGAGUUUUGUAUCUCUUUGUAAUCAUAAUCAACAUCAGUUUUUGACCCAACUAACCUUGACUGUAUUCAAACUUACAAGAGUAGAAAGGAUCUGGAGGUUGGGGAUAUGAAUGACAAGGAAAGGAUGUGGCCACCUGAUGACCCUUUCCCUUUUUAUUAAACCAGACACACCUGUUUCCCAUUUCGCUGUAGUUUAGUUUUUGGUUUGUUGUGGUUGCAACUGCUUUGAGAAUCCUGGGAUUUGUGCUGCUGCUAUUAUUUAAAGAUCAAAGGAGUAAAACAUAGUAGCUCCUAACUUUUUCCUAGCAGCAGCAAGUGGUAAUAAACAUGAAACUUGGUUAGCAGUUUUGAAAGAACAGAACGCAUUCAACUGUAAGGCUUCCUCUGGAUCAUUAAAGCCAGUUUCAUCCAACAGUUCAACAGAGAGCGGCACUUAAUACCCUUUAUACAGCCCAUUUUUUUCUUAGUUUCAUUUGUUCUUGCCCACAAGCUGGAAAUCCAGGUUAAGGUAUCCAGCCUUUAUCAUAUAAGCAUUGACAUUACCCAGGCCUAGUCAGUAGCAGUAGGGUAACAGGAUUGAAAAAGAGUUGAUGGAGAGGAAAGUAUCUAUCUAAUAUGAGUCAUGGUUUUGACCUAAAUUGCUAGACAGUAGUGCCAUUCACAAAGUCAGAAAACACCACAGGAGGAGACAGCUUUUAGAAGGGCAGAGAAUUAGGGAAUUGUGGUAGUAAUGAAAAUGACGCAUUCAGUUUCACAAGUUGGAGCUUUGGCAUAGCUAAAAACAAAAGCCCAUGAAGUUGGAGAUAGGGACCAGAAUUGAACACAGCGGUCUAGGCCAGAAUGGACAACGUUUCAGUAAUUGUGGAAUCCGCCAAUAAGACUCCCCAGAGUGCUUAUAUAUAUCAGAAAUGCACACAACAGAACCACAGGCAGCACCAACACUGGUGACAGGAAGAAGUAGAAGACACCUAUUGAAAACUGGAAUGGCCCAUUCAGAAAGACAGGAGAAUUAGGAGAGGUGAAAGCAGCCAAGGGUCAAGAACGCAGAAGCAAAGGAAGGACUAAAAAGCCUCCAUGGACAUUGAUAAUCAAGAGAUUAUUAAGAUCUUUGCUAGAAGUGUUCCUUUACCUGUACUUAACUACCUUAAAAAGAGAAAAGUCGAUGACGUCCUGCAACUAUAGUCCCAGUAGGAACUGUGAAGACCAGCUGCCCUGCAGGAUCCAGUUUUUCUUGGGAGGUUGUAUCUGGUCAUAAGGUAAACAUUCUAUACAUUCUAUUGCUUGCUCCUGAACUGAAAGACUUCUCCAGCAGUAUUAAAACAUUUUUUAAUCUUA
Rhinopithecus roxellana (golden snub-nosed monkey) is the source of this 2657-nucleotide messenger RNA. It is a transcript of the gene PRPF38A, whose product is annotated as pre-mRNA processing factor 38A. The transcript is spliced from 10 exons. Gene Ontology annotation, cellular component: precatalytic spliceosome. NCBI's taxonomy places the organism in Eukaryota, Metazoa, Chordata, Mammalia, Primates, Cercopithecidae. Bases 232 to 1170 code for a protein of 312 amino acids. The record is from RefSeq and is a predicted model, not a curated record.